AUGUUUGAGAGCAUCGGAUACAUUGGCGAAAAGAUUCGGCGAUACAACGUCUCUAAAUAUGAGUCACUGCUUCGCAAGAUCAUUAACACCCAUGGAUUAACUGGUAUGGAAAUCCCAGGUGCUAACCUUGGCACUAAGUACACUACUAGUAAUAUUGAUGAAUGGAUUAGGGCUGGACGUUUCGCAAACUUCUUUGAUUUCCACAACAAGAUCGGCUUUGGAAAGCAGCGAUCCGACUAUGGAAAUCUAAAGCAGACAAUUGAUCAGGUCCCGGUUCUUGGCUUUAAUUCGGGUAGAUAG
Messenger RNA from Phytophthora nicotianae INRA-310, 300 nucleotides. RefSeq lists its product as hypothetical. The record is from RefSeq and is a predicted model, not a curated record. Bases 1 to 300 code for a protein of 99 amino acids. The transcript has a single exon. NCBI's taxonomy places the organism in Eukaryota, Oomycota, Peronosporomycetes, Peronosporales, Peronosporaceae.